Molecule: messenger RNA, 1240 nt
Organism: Solanum verrucosum
Lineage: Eukaryota; Viridiplantae; Streptophyta; Magnoliopsida; Solanales; Solanaceae
Product: haloacid dehalogenase-like hydrolase domain-containing protein Sgpp
Exons: 5
Coding region: 101-856 (251 amino acids)
Source: RefSeq, a predicted model, not a curated record
UUCAAGUUUAAGCUGAUCCUUUAGGCAGUUUUCAAAGCAUAGGUUGGUUCAUCUAAGGUUACACAACUCUUAACAUUUGUGUAUUGCCGAUUAUAAAAAGAUGGCCACUUCUAUUGGGGAAAUCUCUAUGGAAAGUUCUUCCACUCUAGCAAGGCUUGCUCCCCUUCAAGCCGUACUAUUUGACAUUGACGGAACUUUAUGUGAUUCAGAUCCAUUUCACUAUCUUGCAUUCCGUGAGAUGCUUUUGGAGAUAGGAUACAAUGGGGGAGUGCCAGUUGAUGAGGAGUGGUUUGUCAAGACUAUUUCUGGGAAACACAAUGAUGAUCUUGUCUCUGUACUUUUUCCUAAUGAUCACGAACGGGGUGUAAAAUUCUUGGAUGACAAGGAAGCUUUGUUUAGAAGGUUGGCAAAAGAGCAGUUGAAACCUCAAAAUGGUCUCUACAAGUUGAGAAAGUGGAUCGAAGAUCACGGUCUGAAACGAGCUGCAGUUUCCAAUGCACCUAGAGCUAAUGCUGAACUAUGUAUAAAUCAAGUUGGCCUUGCUGAUUUCUUUGAUGCACUUAUUCUUGGAAGUGAUUGCAAGCAUGCAAAACCAUAUCCUGAUCCAUACUUGAAGGCCCUUGAAGUGUUGAAUGUAUCAAAAGAUCACACAUUUGUAUUUGAGGAUUCUGUCUCAGGAAUAAAAGCUGGGGUGGCUGCUGGAAUGUCUGUCAUUGGUUUGGCGAACCGGAAUCCAUCUCAGUUACUUAUGGAAGCGAAGCCUGUUUUUCUUAUUAAAGAUUAUGAAGAUCCAAAGUUAUGGGCAGCUCUUGAGGAGAUUGACAAGAUGUCUGUCACCAGGAAGACCACAACAUGAGGCAUAUACAAUUAAGAGGUGAAAGUUCGACAAAAACUUACUCACAUCCGAUGUUUACACUAAACCAUAGUGGUUUUACUAUGACUAAUCGAUAGAUCGAGGUUGAAAGCACACAGUACGAAGUACCAUGGUCAGCGAUACGUGUAUGUGAACGACUGUGUCAUGUAGUUGUUGAGUUAAUGUAAACACCAUCUAUGAGUUGAAAAAAAGUUGUGAGGAACUUUUUGUUCUUGCUUGAGCAGAUCUCUUCAGGAAUAUCAGUUACAGAAUAUUGAUGUAAUUUUACUUAAAUUGUGUACUAAAGGAAUUAGAAUCCACGGGAAACACAAACGUGUCAAAAAAUUAGUAUAUAUAAUGUGUAAAAGAUUCAGCUUAAUAGUCAAA